AUGGUGGUGAGCAAGCUCUACGAGCUGGGCAACGCCGCCCCACAAAACAAGAAGAAGAGGUUCCUGCAACGAUUCGGAAUCCUGGGGGAUGUGGAGCAGCAACAAGAGGAGCUCAAGUACAAGCAACUCAACGACGAGAUCCAGUCGCUGUCGCACGAGCUGGCGCUGUCCCCUCGGGGCAGCCACGCCUCGCCGGUGCUCUCGCUCAAGGCCAUGAAGCUGCUGGGGAUGGUCAACCUCGACGUCACCUCGGCCGGGCGCUGGAAUCAGGACGUCGACUACGACCUCGAGGCAUCCGACGCUGGCGGGUCCUCACCGCCGACUCAGUCAUCGCCCAGCUCAUCAAGCUCCACAGCGACGAGGAGCAAGCCGGCGCCGAACAACAACACGGCCGUGCCCCUCAAGGCGAUGAAGAUGCUGGGCGUGAUGGAGGGCGCCGGCUCGAGCACCAACGGGAAGAAGAGUCGGUCGGUCAUCCACCGCGGUGGCGAUCGAGGACCCUCAGCAGCUGCCGCGGCCUCCACGCCACUUAGCAACAGCGGCAACAACGGCCAGCUGGCGGCCGACGACGAAAGCACCAGCCCCGAGCCCGUGCUGUCGCCGCUGGCCAUGCUGCUGGACUGGAAGGGCCGGCGGGGCCGGUCGAACAGCAAGGAGGUGUCGCUGCUGGACAGCCUGACGUCGUCAUCGUCUUCGGAGUCGGAGGCGAGUCCACACACCGUGCGGGUGAGGCGCGCCCGCACCCUGAGCAAGGAGGAGCUGACGGACUCGAGCAUCGUGCAGGACCGGGACAUGCUCGACCGACGAGAGAGACGAGCCAGAACGCUCAGCAAAGGCAUCUGA
This is a messenger RNA of Acanthamoeba castellanii str. Neff, 843 nucleotides long. RefSeq lists its product as uncharacterized. The record is from RefSeq and is a predicted model, not a curated record. NCBI's taxonomy places the organism in Eukaryota, Discosea, Longamoebia, Acanthamoebidae. The transcript is spliced from 2 exons. The coding region runs from base 1 to 843 and encodes 280 amino acids.